AUGAGUAAAGUCCAAAUGCUGCUGUCGUUGAAGAAGCAGCGACUCACUGCUGCUAAUGAAGAGAUAUUUGCUCUGUUUAAACAAACAGUAGCAGAGCUCGAGGAGGAGCUGUUUCUUUCCAAAGAGGAGAACAAGAGACUCCAGAAGCUACUGGACGCUGUUUUACAGCCUCAGCUUCGGAUACACAGAGCAGACGUCCAGCAGCUGGUGGUGGUUAAAGAAGAGCUUCUCCCUGACCAGCAGGAGUGGAGCACCAGUCUGGACCAGGAGGACCCAGAGCCCCCCCCACACAUUAAGCUGGAACAGGAGGGAGAGCAGCUUCAGGAGCUGGAGGAGGCUGAUAUCACCAAGUCCACUUUCACUCCUGACCCUGUGAAGAGUGAAGAUGAUGAAGAGAAACCUCAGUCCUCUCAGCCUCAUCAAAGACAAACUGAACACAUGAAAACAGAAGCUGAUGGAGAUGACUGUCGAGGACCAGAACCAGCCAGGAACUCAGAUCCAGAGAGCAGUUUGCAUCCAAAGACUGAGGACCACACUGGAGACUCUUCUGACACUGAAGACAGUGCUGAUUGGAAAGAGACCAGAGAACCUGCAUCAGGCUCAAACUCACUGAAAAAUAGACAUGAAUCUGUCAGUGAUCCACAACGUAGUGCUGAAAAGAAACCAUUCAGCUGCUCAGUCUGUAAGAAAGCUUUUUCACAGAGUGGAAGUUUAAAGUCACACAUGAGAGUCCACACAGGAGAUAAACCAUUCAGCUGCUCAGUCUGUAAGAAAGCUUGUUCACAGAGUGAACAUUUAAAGAGACACAUGAGAAUCCACACAGGAGAGAAACCAUUUACCUGCUCAGUCUGUAAGAAAGCUUUUUCACAGAGUGGACAUUUAAAGGCACACAUGCUAAUCCACACUGGAGACUCUUCUGAACCUGACACUGAAGACAGUGCUGAUUGGAAAGAGACCAGAGAACCUGCAUCAGGCUCAAACUCACUGAAAAAUAGACAUGAAUCUGUCAGUGGUCCACAACGUAGUGCUAAAAAGAAACCAUUCAGCUGCUCUGUCUGUAAGAAAGGUUUUUCACAUAGUGGAAGUUUAAAGAUACACAUGAGAAUCCACACAGGAGAGAAACCACACAGCUGCUCAGUCUGUGAGAAAGAUGACUGUCGAGGACCAGAACCAGCCAGGAACUCAGAUCCAGAGAGCAGUUUGCAACCAAAGACUGAGGACCACACUGAAGAAUCUUCUGAACCUGACACUGGAGACUCUUCUGAACCUGACACUGAAGACUCUUCUGAACCUGACACUGAAGACAGUGCUGAUUGGAAAGAGACCAGAGAACCUGCAUCAGGCUCAAACUCACUGAAAAAUAGACAUGAAUCUGUCAGUGAUCCACAACGUUGUGCUGAAAAGAAACCAUUCAGCUGCUCAGUCUGUAAGAAAGCUUUUUCACUGAGUGGAAGUUUAAAGAGACACAUGAGAGUCCACACAGGAGAGAAACCAUUCAGCUGCUCAGUCUGUAAGAAAGCUUUUUCACAGAGUGGAAGUUUAAAGACACACAUGAGAGUCCACACAGGAGAGAUUCUACACAGCUGCUCAGUCUGUAAGAAAGCUUUUUCACAGAGUGGAGAUUUAAAGGCACACAUGAGAGUCCACACAGGAGAGAAACCAUUCACCUGCUCAGUCUGUAAGAAAGCUUUUUCACAGAGUGGACAUUUAAAGGCACACAUGCUAAUCCACACAGGAGAGAAACCAUUCACCUGCUCAGUCUGUAAGAAAGCUUUUUCACAUAGUGGACAUUUAAAGUCACACAUGAGAGUCCACACAGGAGAGAAACCAUUCACCUGUACAGUCUGUAAGAAAGCUUUUUCACAUAGUGGACAUUUAAAGUCACACAUGAGAGUCCACACAGGAGAGAAACCAUUCACCUGUACAGUCUGUAAGAAAGCUUUUUCACGGAGUGGACAUUUAAAGAGACACAUGAGAGUCCACACAGGAGAGGAAAAAUAGAUUUGCAAAGUUUGUGACAAAAGAUUUAAAUGGCGUAAUCGUUUAAAAAGACCAAGUGUGUUGGUUAGGGAAUACAUUUGUAUCCUAAUGCCGUUACAUGUAAUACGUUACUCCCUAAGCCUGUUUUCACCCACCUGCAACCGAUUCGCUAAUAAUCACAAAUGUUUAUUUCUUCGACCCCUUGACUCGACUAUUUCUUGUUUAAUAAUCGUUACAUCUCCUCAGGACCAAGUUCCCGUGUCCUGCCUUUCACCUGCUGAUCACCCACUGCUCAUUUAAGGUGGACUCACCUUUACAAGGG
Messenger RNA from Gymnodraco acuticeps, 2302 nucleotides. RefSeq names its product zinc finger protein 271-like. The record is from RefSeq and is a predicted model, not a curated record. Bases 1 to 2001 code for a protein of 666 amino acids. Lineage: Eukaryota; Metazoa; Chordata; Actinopteri; Perciformes; Bathydraconidae. The transcript has 5 exons. Gene Ontology annotation, biological process: regulation of transcription by RNA polymerase II. Gene Ontology annotation, molecular function: RNA polymerase II cis-regulatory region sequence-specific DNA binding; DNA-binding transcription factor activity.